Messenger RNA from Aspergillus saccharolyticus JOP 1030-1, 2626 nucleotides. Its product is annotated as mRNA-binding ribosome synthesis protein NOC2. The record is from RefSeq and is a predicted model, not a curated record. The transcript has a single exon. Gene Ontology annotation, biological process: ribosomal large subunit biogenesis. Lineage: Eukaryota; Fungi; Ascomycota; Eurotiomycetes; Eurotiales; Aspergillaceae. The coding region runs from base 88 to 2505 and encodes 805 amino acids. Gene Ontology annotation, cellular component: Noc1p-Noc2p complex; nucleolus; Noc2p-Noc3p complex.
CGGGAUUCAUUAUCUUGGAUUUUCUCCCCACCCACUUUUUAUUGACUUCCCUCUCCGCGACUUCGCGAAGAGAACACCCCUGUCACCAUGGCUGGAAGUCAGAAGAAGUCCACCAAGAAAUUCGAGAAGAAGCAUCUCAAAGAUGUCCUCGAGCGCCGCAAGGCCACCGCUAAGAUUAAGCAGCGCAACCACCUGAAGGAGAAGCGUAAGGCGGACAAUGCCAAGCAAAGAGCAGAGCGGGACGAGGAUGAGGAGGAGAGCCCCGAGCAGGUGCAGAAGCAGAAGGACUUUGCCGAAAUGAACGUCGACGACUUCUUCGCGGGCGGCUUCGACAUUCCCGAGUCUGCGGCGGAGUUGACCAAGAAGGGCCGCAAGAAGGCCGUCACCCCCAAGAUCGGCAAGCGCAAGCGCUCAGAUAAACAGAAGGACGAGGACGAGGAGGCUGCGUCGGCUUCUGAGGAGGGAGGCAGCGACGACGAGGGCAGCGGGCCCGACGACUUCGAGGCGCACAAGGACCAGCUUGAGGCGUUGAAGGAGAAGGAUCCGGAGUUCUACAAAUACUUGAAGGAGAACGACGCUGAGUUGCUCGAUUUCGGCGAACACGGCGACCUCGCGGAGGUCGACCAGCUGAGCGAAGAGGAGGAGGAGGAAGGUCCCGCCAAGAAGAAGAAGAAGGGCUCCAAGGCCAAGGCUGCGGAGGAGGAUGAGGAUGAGGCGACCGACAACACACUCACGCUCGCAAUGGUCAAGAAGUGGCAGCAGCUGAUGGAGGAGCAGCACUCGAUCCGGGCGAUGCGCCAGGCGGUGCUGGCCUUCCGCGCUGCGGCGUACGUCAACGAGGGCAACGACGAGCAGGAACAUAAGUACACCAUCUCGGACUCCAACGUCUACCACCAGGUGCUCGUGACGGCGCUGAACAACAUCCCGCGGGUGCUGGCGCACCACCUGCCCGUCAAGGAGAGCGCGUCGGGCAAGGUGCGGGUGUCGAUGGACUCGAAGAAGUUCAAGACGCUCACGCCGCUGAUCAAGUCGCACACCAGCUCGGUGCACCAACUGCUGACCAACCUAUCGGACGAACCGACCCUUAAGCUCACUCUCUCCUCGAUCGAACCCAUGCUUCCCUACCUCCUCCAGUUCCGCAAGCUCCUCAAGGUGCUCGUCAAGACGAUCGUCAGCAUCUGGGCCGACGUGUCCACGACCGAAGCCACGCGGAUCACGGCCUUCCUCAUCCUCCGCCGCCUGAUGGUCAUCGGCGACGCCGGCCUCAAGGAAGCCGUGCUGAAGGCCUCCUACGAAGGCGUCGUCAAGGGCAGCCGCAACACAACCGUGCACACCCUCGCGGGCGUCAACCUCAUGAAGAACUCCGCGGCCGAACUUUGGGGCAUCGACCAAAACGUCUCCUACACAACAGGCUUCAGCUUCAUUCGCCAGCUCGCCAUGCACCUGCGUAGCAGCAUCACCAACACCUCAAAGGAGUCCUACAAAACCGUCUACAACUGGCAAUACGUGCACUCGCUGGACUUCUGGUCGCGCGUGCUCUCGCAACACUGCGACGCCCUCGUCGAAGCGCAAGCCGGCAAACCCUCCGCUCUGCGCCCGCUCAUCUACCCCGUCGUGCAGAUUACCCUGGGCGCGAUGCGCCUGAUCCCAACCGCGCAGUACCUCCCCCUGCGCUUCCAACUCACGCGUGCCCUCCUCCGCCUCUCCCGCGCCACAGGCACCUACAUCCCCCUCGCCUCCGCCCUGCUCGAAGUCCUCAACCUAGCCGAGAUGCGCAAGCCGCCCAAGACCAGCACGCUCCGGCAGCUCGACUUCGCGACCGCCAUCCGCGCGCCCAAAUCCUACCUGCGCACGCGCGUCUACCAGGACGGCGUUGGCGAGCAGGUUGCGGAGCUUCUCUCUGAGUUCUUCGUGCUCUGGACCAAGCACAUCGCCUUCCCUGAGCUCAGCGUCCCUGUCGUCGUCGCCCUCAAGCGCUGGAUCAAGCAGGCCAGCGCCCGCACCGGCGGUAACAGGAACACCAAAAUCAAUCAGAUGAUCCUGCUGCUCGUCCAGAAGGUCGAGGCCAACGCCCGCUGGAUCGAGGAGAAGCGUCUCGCUGUCACCUAUACGCCCCGUAACCGCGCCGAGGUCGAGAGUUUCCUUAAGGAUGUCGAGUGGGAGAGCUCCCCGCUCGGCGCGUUUGUUAAGUCCCAGCGGAAGCUCCGUGAGGAGAAGGCCGCGCUGCUCGAGCAGGGUAGGCUAGAGGAGGAGAAGCGUCGUAAGGAGGAAAAGGCGGAGGCGGCGCGGGAGGCGAUCCGGGAUGAGGUGAUCAGUGAGGGGGAUGAGAGUAGUGAGGAUGAUGAUGAGGAGGCGGAGGAGGAGGAGAUUGAGGAAGGGUCUUCGUCGGAUGGGGAGGGUAGUGAGGAGGAGGAGGAAGAAGAAGAAGAAGAAGAAGAAGAAGAAGAAGAAGAAGAAGAAGAAGAAGAUGAGGAUGAGAUGGAGUUUGAGGAAGAGGAGGAUUAGACUACUCUUCCACAUAUAGUCGAUGUUUCUUUGUGUUCUUAUACCUUAUACUCUAUGUAGCUAUUGGGAACCUCACUGCGUCCAAGUCUGUUUUUCGUCAUGUCAAUACAAAAAGUUCAAG